Neoarthrinium moseri is the source of this 1569-nucleotide messenger RNA. RefSeq lists its product as uncharacterized. The transcript has 5 exons. The coding region runs from base 1 to 1569 and encodes 522 amino acids. Gene Ontology annotation, molecular function: iron ion binding; monooxygenase activity; heme binding. NCBI's taxonomy places the organism in Eukaryota, Fungi, Ascomycota, Sordariomycetes, Amphisphaeriales, Apiosporaceae. The record is from RefSeq and is a predicted model, not a curated record.
AUGCCAAAGACUUCAUUCGACCAUGACGGCUUGCUCAGCCUGCUACAGGUUGAUCGACUGGGAGACACAAAGAUAUCGCCCUACACGGUCGUUGUUGCGAUUUGUGUUAGUUUCCUCUGGUAUCGACUGCUGCGAAACAAGUUCAAGAAUGGGCUUGCUGAUCUUCCCGGCCCCCCUCUCGCGUCAUGGACGAGGUUCUGGAUGCUGUGGGAUGUCAACAAGGGCGGCCAUAUGUACACUAUGCGGGAACUGCACAGAGUUCACGGGCCAAUCGUUCGAAUCGCCCCAAACAAUGUCUCAAUCGCCGACUCAGCUGCCAUCAAGUCAAUCUAUUCUCCGAGCGCCAAAUUUACCAAGUCUGAGUUUUAUGACGUGAUGAACUUCAGGAUGGACGGAAAAUUGAACGAGGGCAACAUAUUUGCAGUGCGGGACGAGGCAAAACACACCGAGGCUAAGCGCCAAUUCGCCUCACUUUACAGUCCGCGCAAACUCCUCACCUACGAGAAGAGGGUCGAUGAAACCUCUCACUUGUUCUUCACCCUCUUGAAUGAGAGAUUCGCGAAGGACGGUGUCAAAUUCAACCUAGGUGAAUGGCUUCAAUUCUAUGCCUUUGACGUGGUGGCACAGAUCACUUUCUCCGACCACCUUGGGUUCCUCAGGGAAGGUAAAGAUAUAGAUGGAGUCAUCCACUUCCUCUAUACCUUCAACAGAUACUCUUCAACAGUGGCCCAGUAUCCGAUCCUGCACUCACUACUCCUGGCGAAUCCAAUUGUCGAAUGGUUAAGCGAUCCAACGAGAAACAACCCAGUCAUAAACUUUGUCCAGAGCAUUCUGAAGGAGCGCAAUGAUAGCACAGAGACCAACCACGUUGAUAUGAUCCAGGACCUAAACGAAAUGCGUAAAAACAACCCAGAAAAGGUUCCCGCUCAUAGGGUGGUGGACAUGUGCGCGGGUAAUAUAUUGGCCGGAAGCGACACAACAGGAAUAGCACUUCGCGCUCUACUCCAUCUACUACUGACAAAUCCGCGGUGCUACAAGAAGCUAAGGGACGAAAUUGAUGAAAAGGAUAAAGAAGGUGCUCUGUCAUCUCCGAUUCAAAUGAACGAAGCAUCGGAUUUGCCAUUCCUGCAGGCAUGCCUAAAGGAAUCUAUGCGAAUGCACCCAUCAGUCGGUAUGAGUCUGGAACGCCUGGUGCCAAAAGGUGGAGCGACAAUCUGCGAUCGCUACUUCCCUGAAGGUACCGUAGUUGGUGUGAACCCUUUCGUUGUGGGCCGAGACACAACCGUGUACGGGGACGACGUUGACGUUUUCCGUCCCGAACGAUGGAUAGGAGUCACGCACGAGCAGAACAUCCUAAUGGAGAGGAACCUCCUAGCUUUCGGAGCUGGCAAGCGACUCUGUCUAGGGAAACACGUAUCAUUGUUGGAAAUGACGAAAUUAGUCCCUGAGCUCAUCCGACGUUUCGAUAUUCAGCUCGAAGGAAGCGAGAACCUUGAGAUACUCGACUAUUGGUUCUCUUUCCAGCGUGGCCUCACGUGUAGCAUUACCGCUCGAGCAAAAUCGGGAUGA